This is a messenger RNA of Drosophila rhopaloa, 1424 nucleotides long. RefSeq lists its product as uncharacterized. Gene Ontology annotation, biological process: protein transport. Lineage: Eukaryota; Metazoa; Arthropoda; Insecta; Diptera; Drosophilidae. Gene Ontology annotation, cellular component: cytoplasm. Bases 236 to 1306 code for a protein of 356 amino acids. The transcript has 3 exons. The record is from RefSeq and is a predicted model, not a curated record.
AGCCUGGCUAUAAACUGAAUUUAUAUAUUUAUGUCGCCACAGCCAAAACAGACUUCGGGCCAAAUUAGUAGUAAAACCGACUCGUGUGGAAACAGAUUUCUAGACUUCCAUCAGCUUCGGCAAAACUUGAAGUUGUCACAGUCGCUGGUUCGCCGUCUGUCGACGAGGUCGUAACUGGAGUCCCAGUCGAGUGAAUACGAAUUAUUGGGAGUCUCACAAAUAUAAUGCCAGUGAAAUGCCAAUAAAUUGUGAAUUUAAUUUAUCGCGUGCUGCUGCCAUUUAUUACACUGGCGAGCAAGUCUCGGGUUCACUCACUGUGACAGUUCACGGCAAAAAACAUUUUGCAUCUGAGGGCGUAAGUAUAACGCUCUAUGGAGUCUCAGCGGUACACUGGCGAGAACCAAAUUGUGGUCCUCCGGAAAUCGAACAUAAUGAUAGCACCGGGAACUUGGAGUGUGCCAAAGAGGAUUACCAGGGCAUUGAAGUUCACAUAAAUCAAACAAAGAAGCUGACUAGCGGACUACGCCUACAACCUGGUAUUUUUCAAUUCGGUGACUUUAGAUUCCAGCUCCCUGAAAAUUUGCCAACUACUUGUAGUCUUUCUUUCGGCAAUGUGGAAUAUAUGCUAAGGGUUGACUUUGAAAGAAGGGGAAAACAUAACAAAUGCUUUCAGCAGCGAGUGGUGAUAAGAAAGAAUCUGGAAUUUAGUGAUCUCAAUCCACAAUUUAAGGAGACGUCUAAUAUUAGCCUUUCCCUGCCCCGAAGUUACUUUGUUCCUGGUCAAAAUGUUGGCUAUGAAAUUAAUUCAAAGGAUGGAUCCUUGGAGCCCUUAACCCGUUUGUGUAAAAAAAUCUGUUACACAUGUCAGAAACCUAAUGCAAAGACUAAAAAAGUUAUACAAGUUUUAUCCGAGUGCACCGACUUAAAAAGUAACCUUCGCCUGCCUCUGACAGCUCCCAUUAUGAGCCACGCAGAUCAGUUGGGACUUAUACAAAUCAGCUAUUAUAUAGAGACACUUAACUUCCAGGAUCCUCCACUCAAACUCCCUAUAUUUGUAGUCACUGCAGCACCACCCGUGUACUCCUCCAUGGAACCCUCCCGACUUUGCUUUGUUAACAUGGCCCUCAGUGAGAGCGAGCUGUGUACGCCAAUUAAUCAGUUUCUGGCCCACAACUGUUCCCUGGAAAUUGGCGCCUUGGCUCUGAACAAACAUUGUGAACGCAUCGAGUUACUGAAAGGCCCGAAGAGACAAAAGUCGUACGUGCAAUUAGCAUUGCGAUACUUUCAUAAAAACGUUUUACCCUGACACGUGUCCAAAUUGGAAUUUCAGUGUCAAGCAUUGAUAUUUUAGAGUUCAAUGGAAUCAAAUCUAUUAAACUGCACAGAAACAAUUAUUAUUUUUGUCCAAAAAAAUAAAAAUACAA